AGUUAGUGGGUUAUGGGGGUUAUGUGAAAAAUUUAUUCUUCAAAAAAUCGUGAAAAAAAAUCAUUAAAAAUAAUGGCUCACAGUCGAUUGGAAAAGAUAGGAACAAUCUUCACGAGGACAACUGGGCUCCUCAGGAGCGGAGCAAUGAAACCAGAAGACAAACCCCUUUGGUAUGAGAUUUACCAGGCAUUUCCUCCCAAAGCUGAACCCAGAUUCGAUCGACCUGCUCCUAAUACAUCCGUAAGAGAUAUCUUCUACCCAGAAGACGUUGUCAGAGCGAAGUUCCACAAACUCUCAAAGACACAGGGAUCACUGAAUUUGCUGGACACGAGAAAUAAAACCCACUGCCAGCUCUUCAUAGAGAUCUAUAAUAAGCUAAAGGAAGAUGGAGCACUGUCGGAAGAGAAAAUCCUCGAUACGGCACAAAUUAAAUUGGAAGAAAUGAUUCAGCAGGAGAAGCUAAGCAAAGGAACUGGGCUACUUUCCAGCUUCACCGAAGCCAAAGGCAAGCAGGAAACGAAGAAUGUUAACAUCUCUGAUCUUUUCAAGCCAUAGAAUGAAUAAAUUCUUGUAGAAUUUUUGUAAUAAAUUGUUAAAAUAUAGAAUCUUUUUUGCAAGAAAA
This is a messenger RNA of Lutzomyia longipalpis, 622 nucleotides long. RefSeq names its product 28S ribosomal protein S23, mitochondrial (gene mRpS23). Gene Ontology annotation, molecular function: structural constituent of ribosome. NCBI's taxonomy places the organism in Eukaryota, Metazoa, Arthropoda, Insecta, Diptera, Psychodidae. Gene Ontology annotation, biological process: translation. Gene Ontology annotation, cellular component: mitochondrion; ribosome. The transcript is spliced from 3 exons. Bases 73 to 555 code for a protein of 160 amino acids. The record is from RefSeq and is a predicted model, not a curated record.